Molecule: messenger RNA, 486 nt
Organism: Colletotrichum lupini
Lineage: Eukaryota; Fungi; Ascomycota; Sordariomycetes; Glomerellales; Glomerellaceae
Exons: 4
Coding region: 1-486 (161 amino acids)
Source: RefSeq, a predicted model, not a curated record
AUGUAUACUUCGCUACGCUUCCUUGCGGUAGCUAUGGGUGUCAUCAAGUCAGUCUACCAAAUAGCGUACGGGAAAGACAUGGACAAGACUUUUUACCAAAGUAUUCAAUUCUGGGAAUUCUUACAACUCAACCUCGGAAUUAUCGCGGCUUGCGCACCAUCUUUGAAGCCUCUUGUCGGCCAUGCCCUCAAGAUUUCGUCGAGCGACCGCUAUCACGGCGAAUUAUACGAGAAUCGAAGACGGACCGGGACGAAUACGUCGAAACGCCGCCAGGGCUACAGAGUUCACGACAGUCAAGUUGAAUACGAGAUGCAUGGUCGUACUUUUGCUGGAUCCUCUGAGGUACAGCGCAGUGCUGUAGAUAACCUGCAUCAAAGCCCAUACGGAAAAGACGGCAGCAGGGGGUCUGGAAGCGAGGAUAUGAUCCUCCAGGAUGAUAAAGGACAAGGGAUCAUGCGGACCACAGAGAUAUCGAUCAAGCGAUGA